Molecule: messenger RNA, 318 nt
Organism: Dreissena polymorpha
Lineage: Eukaryota; Metazoa; Mollusca; Bivalvia; Myida; Dreissenidae
Exons: 2
Coding region: 1-318 (105 amino acids)
Molecular function (GO): heme binding; oxygen binding
Source: RefSeq, a predicted model, not a curated record
AUGUUUGAAAGUCGACCCGAACUCAUCAAGGUGUUCAGCAAUUUCGACAGCAAAGAUGUAUCCGAGUUACGUGACUCGCGGUUGCUACACGACCACGCUCUGCGCGUCAUGGCAACGGUAGAGGCAGUCAUUUCGCAGCUUGAGGACAUGCCAGAAGUAGCCAAGACGCUCAAAGAAGUUGGAGAGGUCAUUUUACCGCAUUUUCUGACAGCCAUACGUCAACAUUUAGAUUCUUCUUGGUCAAAUGACGUAGAAAUUGCAUGGACAAAACUGUUUGAUGUCAUCAUCUUCUACUUGACAGACGGCGAUGUAAUUUAA